AUUCAGAAUGGGAGUAGAGAUGAUUCGGAGUUUUAUCAUAGGGCUCGAUUCAUACUAUGAAGACAAGGAUGAUUUCCAAAUACUCGAUGCAGCUCAAAACUUGUCGGAGAAGAUGAAAGACUUCGCCGACUUAAAUGAUGAAAUUAAACGUGUGAAUGAAGUCAUUAUUGGAAACUUACAAGCUGGCUGGAUGAUAUAUAACAGGAACCUCUAUUUAAUUACUCGGGAUAAAAACACAUGGUGGGAAUCCAGAAGGGAGUGUCAAAAAGAAGGCUCCGAACUUGUUUCUAUUGAAACACAGGAAGAACAGGUAUAUAUUACCAAGCAUGCAAAGAAUAAGAAUAUUAGGGUCUGGAUUGGACUCUUUAAAGACAAAGGAACAAAAUGGUCAUGGCUUGGAGGUUCAGCAGUUGGAUCCGAAUAUUGGCCUAGUGGUCAACCAAGCAGGAAACCUAAACACGACUGCUGUGCAAUUACACCUCAAACCCACCGCUACUCUUGGCACGCAUUACUGUGUGAUACCAAAAUUCAGUCUUGUUGUAAGAAGGAGCCUGAUGACAAGUGGCUCUAAGUGGAUACCUUCAGAUGAAUGAAACCGGACUCCGUGAUCCCUACACAGCAGCAAGCCUCCCCCUUCCCUUUUUGUUCUAAUGCAGAACCCACACUCAGCCACCUAGGCUAUGGAAUUGGGAUGUCGAAGAACUCAGCUCUUGGACAUCAACACUCACAAUCACUUUCUCUGACCUGAUUCCUCAAGAAUGGAAAAGACCUUCUUUUGCAAACUCCAGCUUAGAUGGCUACAAAA
Molecule: messenger RNA, 805 nt
Organism: Rhineura floridana
Lineage: Eukaryota; Metazoa; Chordata; Lepidosauria; Squamata; Rhineuridae
Product: C-type lectin lectoxin-Phi1-like
Exons: 5
Coding region: 8-571 (187 amino acids)
Source: RefSeq, a predicted model, not a curated record